ACAAGAGCGCGCAGUGACUUUCAGGCGUGCAUUAAAAAAUUUCAGAAAACUCUAAAACGCUUUAUUCAUACAAUUCAAUUUUUACCAUGCCACGAAAUGGGUUUCAAUUGUUACUAACUGUGGCGAUCCUGCCAGUUAUCAGUUUGGCCGCUAGUCCUGCAGAUGGUCUGCACAAGUACCGUGCUUCUCCAAAACUCACGGGUCCUGUGAAACUUCUACACGAUCCCGAGGACACCAUUCUGAACACCUUGGAUGGCGCUCUGGAAAAGAUCUCCACUAUCUACAUGCAGGCCUUGUUCGCUGGUACCCACACACCGGAACUAGAAGCUCCGCUGAGAGCCCUCGAAAUGGAGUUGUUCGAUCUGCUGGACGAGCUCUAUAAUCAGAAUCGUCUCAAGGACUAUAUAAAGUACGAGGCGGAAGUGACGCGACAAAUGAUAAUCUACAACAUGCUCAAGAGAUUGUUUGGCUACACACAGGAAGUUGAGGCGGGAUCUAUCGAGCUAUAAAUGCUAAAUAUAUUUCCUAUUUAUAAAUCAUUUUAUACAUGCAAAUUGAAAG
Drosophila santomea is the source of this 561-nucleotide messenger RNA. RefSeq lists its product as uncharacterized. The transcript has a single exon. NCBI's taxonomy places the organism in Eukaryota, Metazoa, Arthropoda, Insecta, Diptera, Drosophilidae. Bases 87 to 509 code for a protein of 140 amino acids. The record is from RefSeq and is a predicted model, not a curated record.